This is a messenger RNA of Thamnophis elegans (Western terrestrial garter snake), 1856 nucleotides long. RefSeq lists its product as uncharacterized. The coding region runs from base 178 to 795 and encodes 205 amino acids. The record is from RefSeq and is a predicted model, not a curated record. Gene Ontology annotation, molecular function: interleukin-2 receptor activity; interleukin-2 binding. Gene Ontology annotation, biological process: inflammatory response. The transcript has 6 exons. NCBI's taxonomy places the organism in Eukaryota, Metazoa, Chordata, Lepidosauria, Squamata, Natricidae.
CCUGUUUUCAAUUUCAGCUCCUUGCGGGGUGGGUGAGUGAGUGAAAAGGACAUAGAGCUGGCGAGAUAUGAUCAAACUGCCUCCUGCUCUGGAUCUCCAGAAGAGAGAUCUACAGACACCGGAUUUGUGAGCUAAAACUCCCUUUCAAAUUGAUCUGAACUUCAACUCAAGAAGGCAAUGAAUGCUUUAUUUCUUAUGUCUGGGCUCCUUCUGUCCUGGAGCAUUUUCCAAUAUAGCGAAGGGGCUGGAAACGAUGAAUGUCCUGAACCCGAUACAACUAAAUUUGCAGAGUAUCACAUAGAUUGGUAUAUUGUGGGUACCUGGGCUCGAUAUUAUUGCAAUCCCGGCUCCCAGAGAGCAGCAGGAGUAAGUAACAUUAUCAGAUGCAAGAAGAUUUCUGGAGUUGCUCAAUGGACGGACAUAUCCAAACCACUUUGCAUAGCGCUGCCUUCCACCGGAAAAUGGGAGACUAGUUCCAUUGGGCCCCAAAUCAGUACCAGCAACCCAACAGCCAUAGAAGGAUUUUGCGGACCUCCUGUCCCAUUGAAGCACACCACUGUUAAAGUGAUGAAGUAUAAAGUGGGACAAGAACUGAAAUUUAAAGGCUUGAAUGAAUCUCAAGCAGAGGCUCCCAUCAAUGGUAUCAUGACAUGUGAGAACUCAACCGGAAUUGCGGUUUGGUCCAGCUCAAAGCUAGAAAGCACCGAUUGUGUCCACUGGCCCUCAGGGAAGCAGUGUCUCAAUCCAGCUAUUUUAUUCAUUCUGGCUGCAGGGAUGAUGGUCUUCAUUUUAUAAGGGUUCCUUGCCAGCUGAAGAGCUCCAGGCACAAGGAAGCUCCCUGGGAAGAUACGUAUCCAGUAUAAUUCUGUAAUUCAGUUCUACAGAAGGAAAAUAGAAACAGAAAUGGAAGAUCCAGAGCUCCAUAUAUACAUGUAUGACCUGAAAUGAUUGAGGUCACACCACAUGCUUAACGUUUACUGGUUAACCCACUUUCGCAGUUUACACAAUACGCGAAGACACAAAUGAACGAAACAGGCUGACUUUGUAUAACAAACCACACAAAAAACUAACUAAGUUUAAAGCUGAUUAGGCUUAGCUUGUUCUAAGAAUGAAGCCCCUGGAAUUUUUAACUGAGCCGGUUGGAUGUGUUAUAGAAACCCUGCCAACGGGUUUCCAAAUCUUUCCUGAAAACCAUGUUUGCUACCCACCCUUGGAAGUAAACCAACGUUGCAGAGCCUUUUCAGGAAUGGCCCCCAACCAUCUCAUUUCCUAUAGAGGAUCUCUUGCUCGCUUUCCAGCUGGCUGUUAGAACUUGAGGAGGACUUCUCCAUAAGAGUUUCCGAUGGCCCAGAUUCUUCACCAACUUCUUUUGUUAUUUUUCCUUCUUUUUUUUACUGUGACUAUAUUCUUGCUUUAUAGAGGCAGGGUUUUGUUGUUAUUAUUUUUUGUUUAUUCAUAUGACCAGCUGACAUGAUUGAUAGACUGACUGGCUGUUUAAAGCAAAGGUCUCUGUCUUCUUUUUGAUGAGACUAAAUGAAAGUGUAACCAACGUUUUAAGCUAUGGAACUAUAAGGAGGGACAAAAAGUAAUCAUUGUGGUGGAACGUAAUCUGGAUUCCCAGAAGGGAGAGGCUGCAUUCCAGAGGACCAAGAGACGGAGAAGUUUAGAUAGCUUAGUUGAGAGGCAGAGAAUUAAGACGGCGCCCCCUUACUAAUUCUCAGAACAUAUCAUUCUUGAUACAAAUAGUUGCUUUAGUUUGGUAACCAUAGUUUAGUUUAGCUUUACUUUGGAUUUUUCUCUGUAGGUGAGGAAUAAUAAAAGAAGCUACUUAGAAGUAACUCAUUGUCUCUUUCUUG